CAUGAUCCAGCAGCAGCGUAACGGACACACGGCCUCUGUGGUUUCAGCACCUUUAACACAGCGACUGUCUUAUUCUACAACCUUCACAUUACAGCGUUUACUAUGGACGAAGACUCCGCAAUGAAAGCGUCAAAAAGACGAGAGCGUCCACAAGCCUUGGAGAAUGCGGACACGAGCAUUGGCUUGUGUGGCUGGCUGAUUGUGGGGUUCUCCAUCCUUCUCAUGCUGGUUACCCUGCCCAUCUCCAUAUGGAUGUGCAUCAAGAUUGUGAAGGAGUACGAGCGAGCCAUUAUCUUCCGCCUGGGGCGCCUUUUACGAGGAGGAGCCAAAGGACCAGGGCUGUUCUUCGUCUUGCCGUGCACCGACAGCUUUAUUAACGUGGACAUGCGCACCAUCACCUUCGACAUCCCGCCGCAAGAGGUUUUGACCAAAGACUCCGUGACAGUGAGCGUGGACGGCGUGGUGUACUACCGGGUCCAGAAUGCUACUCUGGCUGUGGCUAACAUCACUAACGCAGAUGCCGCCACCCGCCUGUUGGCCCAGACCACCCUGAGGAACGUCCUGGGUACCAAAAACCUGGCAGAGAUCCUGUCUGACCGCGAAGAAAUUGCGCACAGCAUGCAGUCCACUCUGGAUGAUGCUACAGAUGACUGGGGCAUCAAGGUGGAGCGAGUGGAGAUCAAAGACGUCAAGCUGCCCCUUCAGCUCCAGAGAGCCAUGGCGGCCGAGGCUGAAGCCACCCGCGAGGCCAGAGCCAAGGUCAUAGCCGCAGAGGGUGAGAUGAAUGCAUCGCGGGCGCUGAAGGAGGCCUCCCUGGUCAUUGCUGAGUCUCCGUCAGCCCUGCAGCUGCGCUACCUUCAGACCCUCAACACCAUCGCCGCUGAGAAGAACUCUACCAUCAUCUUCCCGCUGCCGCUGGAGAUGAUGCAGGGGUUUAUCAAACGCUGAGGAGGAGACCCAUCAUUCACAUAUAUCACCUAACACAGACACACACACACAUACACAUGCGUAGACCCCAUGUCCAUUAAGCAGUUUCUAUAGCCUCAUACCUCCGUUUGACGUUGCACUGGAACACACAGCAAAGACCAAUCAACCAACUGACAUGCAUGUAUGCUUUCCUCUUGCUCGUACAUUUAUCAUCUAAAAAGGAAAUAUUGCCCAAAUUUACUCACCAGCAAGUCUUUGGUUACUUUGUUCUAAAUUACCUUUUUAUGCAAAAAUAAUAGUAGAUUAAUCAGACAGCUUCAGCUGAUGAAGAGAAGUUAAAAAAUGAAAUGCAAUUGACUUUACUAAAUCUGUAGCAGUCGGCUUUGUUCGUCCACUGAGUUUGACCAAAUCAGGUGCUUGCUGUAGUUAGAUUUGGAUUUGUGACUUGAGGCCUGUCCACCACCAAGAGUAAUAACUAUAACAGUAACUAUAAAUAUGUAGUUUAUUUUGAUGACAGAAAAGAUAAAAUAUGCAAUAGCAUGUACUUUGCGGCACUAUCUACAGAAUGUCAUCAUUCAUAGGUGUAGAUGUUCACAUCAUUAUUGUUACUGUAUAUCAUUCUUGGUGUGGAGGACCGUUUUAUAGUUCGGAAUGGCCAAAGUGCAGCAGGUGGUUUAGCUGUUAUCUUGCAAUUUUAGUUUUGUCUGACAUAAAAUAGAAGCCUAAAAGUUCUCAUCAGCAGUUUAGCAAACAUUUUAAAGGAAAGUGCCUGCUGGAUAUGUGGCCUUACACCUGCACACACACACACACACACACACACACACACACACACACACACACACACACACACACACACACACACACACACACACACACACACACACACACACACACACACACACACACACACACACACACACACACACACACGCGCGCGCGCGCGCGUAUAUCCUUGUACUUCUGGAUGUAAUAUCCCCUGAUAUUGUUGCACUCCUGAAACCACUGCCAACAUCAUAGUGUGAACAUACUGUGUACAGUACACUGUACUUGCUUUGCUCUCAUUCUUUCACUUUAAUCUGAAGAAUUGUGAAUGUGAAAGAAAGAAACAUUCAUUUACAAAUACAAUUGUAAAUACAAUAGAAAUUAUUUAAGAGGCAUGCGAUGGAACCACGCUGAAGAUGCAGUGAUGUAAUAAUGGAGGAGUGAGUUUGUGGUACUGCAGCCUGUACUAAACAGCAUGAGUGGUAUGCAGCUGCUUUAAAAUAGCCUGUUAAGAUAAGGAUUGGCCAGAGUGAUGUGUAUAUAACAUGAAUACACACACACACACACACACACACACACUUUCCCUCCAGUUGCCAUAACUACUGUCUCAGAUUACAAGUGGCUGAGACAUAUUGUUACUGUUGCAGUACAUUUACAGUAUGCUUUCUAUUCACAUGCAGUAUACUGUAUGUAAUAUUUAGAGGGGUGGGGAAAUUAUUAGGAACACUUUACAGUAUCUAUAUAGAGUUGACUUCCUCUUAUAGUCAAAGUGAACUUCAUCAGUUUCACUGGGACAACAGUGUGUAUCGUAGGACUGUCAGUGUUCUUAUUAUUUUGUCCACAGUAGAGACUGUAAGAAAGCAACUUAUCGCAAACCUUUCUGCCGAAAGCCUUAACAUACUGCCAUAGCUUCAUUAUAUACUCCAAUACAUUGCUAUGCAUUUCCAAAUGAAACCUCAUAUAGCAGCCUUAUUUACCUUUAGUAUUCACAUGCCUGAUUUUGGGUGUAAACAAGCCAAAUAGUUUAUGCAUCUAUCUAAACUGAACUGUAGUUGUUUGUCUUUUUUCUCCUUUUGCCAGUUGCAGGCCAGGAGUGUUAGUAAAUGUAAUGUGAGCAUCAGCAACUAUUGGGUGUCGAUUAAUAGUGUUUCUUUAGAUUUUUAUAUAUAUAUAUGGGUCAAUGACGUAUAAGGAUUUUCAACAACUCAAUUUUAAAUAAUAAAAACAAGCAUAUCUAAUGCAGUAGUUCAAGCAUUCAGAAUGUUGUGUACCUGACAAUUCAUAUUACAAUUUGAAAGUGAUUUUAAUGGUGGUUUUUCAAGAUUAAUUGGCACUGGCCUUAAAAAAAAGUCAUUUGGUGCGACCAUGAUUCAUCUUGAAAUGUCUUAUAUAAAUAAAAGACCAUCAUUUACAAAGAUUUUUUUUUUAAAAAUGCAAAUACUUUGUUUCCAAACACUUUAUAUUACUGAAAACUUGUAAAAAAAGAUGUGAAGCGUGUUAAGUAAAUUAAUUUAUUUCAAGAUGAAUCAUGGUCGCACCACAUGACUUUUUUUAUGGCCAGUGCCAAUUAUUCUUGAAAAAAACCAUUAAAAUCACUUCAUUUCAAAUGUAUAAUAUGGAUCUUCAGGUACACAACAUUCUGAAUGUUUGAACUACUGCAUUAGAUAUGCUUGUUUUUAUUAUUCUACAAUUGAGUUGUUCUA
This is a messenger RNA of Scomber scombrus (Atlantic mackerel), 3392 nucleotides long. RefSeq names its product stomatin (gene stom). The transcript has 7 exons. NCBI's taxonomy places the organism in Eukaryota, Metazoa, Chordata, Actinopteri, Scombriformes, Scombridae. The record is from RefSeq and is a predicted model, not a curated record. The coding region runs from base 103 to 948 and encodes 281 amino acids. Gene Ontology annotation, cellular component: plasma membrane.